AUGGCUGUGCCUCCCACGUACGUUGACCUUGGCAAGUCUGCUCGGGAUGUCUUCACCAAGGGCUACGGAUUUGGCCUAAUCAAACUUGAUUUGAAAACAAAAUCUGAGAAUGGACUGGAAUUCACAAGCUCGGGCUCUGCAAACACGGAGACCAGCAAAGUGACAGGCAGCCUGGAAACAAAGUAUAGGUGGAACGAGUACGGGCUGACGUUCACGGAGAAGUGGAACACGGACAACACACUGGGCACCGAGAUCACCGUGGAGGACCAGCUUGCGCAUGGACUGAAGCUGACCUUUGACUCCUCCUUCUCACCUAAUACUGGGAAAAAAAAUGCUAAAAUCAAGACAGGGUAUAAGCGGGAGCACAUCAACCUGGGCUGCGAUGUGGAUUUUGACAUCUCUGGGCCUUCCAUCCGGGGCGCCCUAGUGCUGGGCUAUGAGGGCUGGCUGGCGGGCUACCAGAUGAACUUUGAGACCGCCAAGUCCCGGGUGACCCAGAGCAACUUUGCAGUUGGCUACAAAACAGAUGAAUUCCAGCUUCACACUAAUGUGAAUGACGGGACAGAGUUUGGAGGCUCUAUUUACCAGAAGGUGAACAAGAAGCUGGAGACUGCUGUCAAUCUCGCCUGGACAGCUGGAAAUAGUAACACUCGCUUCGGAAUAGCAGCCAAGUAUCAGAUCGACCCUGACGCCUGCUUCUCAGCCAAGGUGAACAACUCCAGCCUGAUAGGUUUAGGAUACACUCAAACCCUAAAGCCAGGUAUCAAACUGACACUGUCAGCUCUGCUGGAUGGCAAGAACGUCAAUGCCGGUGGCCACAAGCUUGGUCUAGGACUGGAAUUUCAAGCAUAA
This is a messenger RNA of Elephantulus edwardii (Cape elephant shrew), 852 nucleotides long. RefSeq names its product voltage-dependent anion-selective channel protein 1-like. Gene Ontology annotation, biological process: monoatomic anion transmembrane transport. The transcript has 8 exons. Bases 1 to 852 code for a protein of 283 amino acids. The record is from RefSeq and is a predicted model, not a curated record. Gene Ontology annotation, cellular component: mitochondrial outer membrane. Gene Ontology annotation, molecular function: voltage-gated monoatomic anion channel activity. Lineage: Eukaryota; Metazoa; Chordata; Mammalia; Macroscelidea; Macroscelididae.